GCUUAUGUCUUGUAAUGAAACUACUUUUGGAUAUUGAUUGGUCCUAUGAGGAACGCGGGAGUGCAGCAAUGAAAGGAUUCGCAAUUCUCUUCUUCCUGGCACCUUUCGGCUUCCUGGCUCAGGCCGGACUGGAAGGCAUCCGACCCCUCAAUGUCGUGAUGUCUGCGAACCCAGCACACAAGGCACAAAAAUCAAGCACUGUACUUUUCCCUGCACCUAAGAACGUCACAAAAGCCCAAACAGCAGAUUUUUCUGAGAAAGUUUAUGUGCCAGACGCAGGUCGCAUUACCAAUGGUUACACUGCAAGCCGCAGCCAGUUCCCAUGGCAGGUCUAUCUUAUAAUUGACGAAGCCUAUUUCUGUGGUGGUUCUCUCAUAUCUGAUAAGUGGGUCCUCACUGCUGCACAUUGCACUUUCAAUUUUGCUUCAUUUGAUGUGGCACUUGGAGCUAACCGUGUGGAUAUUACAGAGAGGGGUUCACAGUUUCUCUCAUCACGUACUAGUUUCGUGCACAGCGAAUACAAUCAGUCCACAAUCGACAAUGAUAUUGCUGUAAUCAGGUUGCCACAACCUGUAGAUUUCACCCUUUACAUCAUCCCAGUGAGACUGCCCACUCGCUCUCAAGCAAAGCUAACCUUUCUCAAUGAGAAAGUCCAAUGCAGCGGAUGGGGCAAGAUUUCUGAUCCAUCUCCAGAUAUUUCCAGCACACUUCAGUAUGUGGAUUUAUCAGUUAUAAGUAACGAUCUAUGUGCGACAACUUUUGAUAUUAUAACUGACGCCAAGAUAUGUGUCUCAACAAUUGAUUAUAAAAGCCCUUGCAAUGGUGACAGUGGUGGGCCACUAGUAUUCCAGGAAGAUGAUGGCCGUUAUACUGAGAUUGGCGUCGUUUCUUUUGGUCACAUCGGUGGUUGCGAGUUGGGAUACCCUGUUGCUUUCACCAGAGUCACCAGUUACCUGGACUGGAUUGAGGAAAACACUGAUAUCCAUAUUCGUGAUGCUGAGAAAAAGGAACAUGGACGUCAGAAAGUGGAUGCUGAAGAAAAUUAUUUAAAGAAGAGCCUCAUCACUUGUAGUCUUCACCAAAUACUGUUAAGGAUUACAGCAAUGGCAAGACAUGAUGAAUCAAUGUCAGCAAUGAAGGCAUUCCUAGCUGUGGCUUUCCUGGCAACACUUGGCCUUUUGGCUGAGGCCAACCUGGGGCACUUGAAAACCCGUGAUAUUGUGAUGCCUGUUAACCCAAAAUACACAGCACAAGAAUGGCGUGAAAUUAUGGCAGCACAGACAUCAAGCCCUGAAAAUAACACCGGUUACAAGAAGGGCACCAAACCACAACCAGACUUUGCCGGAAAGGUCCAUGUGCCUCUGGAUGAUAAACACCGUAUCACUGGAGGUAGUACCGCAAGUCGUGGUCAGUUUCCGUGGCAAGUUGCCCUCAUAAUUGAUGAUGCUUAUUUUUGUGGUGGUUCUCUCAUUGAUGAACUAUGGGUCCUAACUGCUGCACAUUGUGCUGGAAGCACAUACGAACUGAGACUGGGAGCUAAUCGAGUUGAUAGUAUUGAGAGUGGCGCAGUGGUAGUCAAUUCAAGAAACAGCAUUGUCCAUGGCAGCUACAAUGAAAACACCAUCAACAAUGACAUUGCAGUCAUCCGGCUUACCGCAGCUGUUAGCCUCAGCACAUACAUCAGCCCUGUGAGACUUCGCAAUUUGAAUUCAGACCUUGCUGGUGAAAGUACGCGUGUCAGUGGAUGGGGCAAAACUUCUGACAGUUCUAACAGUAUUAGCACCACACUUAACUAUGUGGACUUGACAGUCAUCACCAACACAGUGUGUGCAAACACUUAUGGUAAUAUCAUCACUGCCACAAAGAUCUGUGUUUCAACCCCCAAUGGCCAGAGCACCUGCAAUGGAGACAGUGGUGGUGCACUUACAUAUCUGGAGAGUGAUGGUCGCUACACCCAGGUUGGCAUUGUGUCAUUUGGUUCUUCAGCAGGUUGCCAGAGGGGUUACCCUGCUGCUUUCACCAGGGUAACCAGCUACCUGAGCUGGAUAUCAUCAAACACUGGCCUUAUUCUUUAAUGUCAAACAUAACCACAAUGAUACAGAAAGUUGGCAUGGAAUCACAUUAGCUCAAACAAUAACAUCAGUUUGAUUUUCCAUCUACAAAUUAAAUGAAUUUACCAUGAAUACUAAACAAUAAGAAGUGUGAGAUAAUUGUAUGACUCAAUAAAGAACUCUGACAA
Zootermopsis nevadensis is the source of this 2239-nucleotide messenger RNA. Its product is annotated as brachyurin. The record is from RefSeq and is a predicted model, not a curated record. Gene Ontology annotation, molecular function: serine-type endopeptidase activity. Lineage: Eukaryota; Metazoa; Arthropoda; Insecta; Blattodea; Termopsidae. Gene Ontology annotation, biological process: proteolysis.